This is a messenger RNA of Suillus paluster, 878 nucleotides long. Its product is annotated as Translin. Lineage: Eukaryota; Fungi; Basidiomycota; Agaricomycetes; Boletales; Suillaceae. Gene Ontology annotation, molecular function: RNA binding; sequence-specific DNA binding; single-stranded DNA binding. Gene Ontology annotation, cellular component: nucleus; cytoplasm. Bases 76 to 777 code for a protein of 233 amino acids. The record is from RefSeq and is a predicted model, not a curated record. Gene Ontology annotation, biological process: RNA metabolic process. The transcript has 7 exons.
AGAUUUCUGAAGUAGCCACCUCAUUGAAGAUCUUCUCAGUACAAAAACAGUCCACAGGCCUCAUCACUAUAACAUAUGGAUUCUUGUGAUGUAGAACGUCUCAACGAACUCUUGGAGCAGGAUGUAGAUUUGCGGGAGAAAAUCAAGGAGCAAGUGACGGAUCUGGAUAAGAAGACUCGCAACAUGGUUGGGGUUCUCAACAAAAUCCAUUCGACACCUUCCGAGUCAAUUCCAAGUCUCCUUGAUUGUGUGCGCCCCAUCUUGCACAGUUGUCAAACCACUAGCGCUGCUAUGGCUGCGCUCAUCCCUCCCAGCCAGUUCUGGCGAUGGAAGGAAAUGUGGUCCAACUCUUUGCGCACCGCAAUCUAUUCAGCUGCCUUGGUAGAAUUUCUUGCAACAGGAAAACUCAUUUCCCUACCACAAGUCAGUCAGAUUCUAGGGAUCAAAGAUGAAUGGAAGGGCCGAUUCGUGCUGCCCGUCGAAGAUUAUCUUCACGGUCUGAUCAGCCUGGUCAACGAGUUGUCUCGUCUCGCUGUCAACGCAGUGACCCUUGGGAACUUUGAAGCACCUAUUCAGAUAUCUAUCUUUGUGAAGGAUCUAUUUGCCGGAUUUUCGAUGCUGAAUCUAAAGAAUGACACGCUCCGGCGACGUUUUGAUAGUCUGAAAUAUGAUCUCAAGAAAAUCGAAGAAGUGGUGUAUGACGUCUCUCUCCGAAAAUUGGCACCUCCCCCCACAGGGAACACGUUGACAUGUAACAGUGAUGAGGGAAAAUUCUAAUGUAUCUUAGUAUUCGAAAAUCUUGUGUCAAUAUUGGAUACUGCAACUGUACAACAGUAGAUGUCAUCAGCACAGUGCAAUUAUCAACGAGUGAACGGUAC